GUCAUGUGUUCGGUUCACAGAUUGUUGCUGAGGUCUUUCUUUCCCUUGCCAACUAUUUUUAUUUUCACCACCUGAGCAGUCUUUUAGAUCUUAUGUAUGUAAAUACGAACACAACUAUUAACGACCGCAUGGCUCACGAGCCAAACUCCGCUGGGUGUAAUAUACAGUAGGUAAUGGUAAUGGAAGUGUGAGAAGUGGAAUCCAUGUGAAGUCAUAUCACUGACACAGUGAAACACUCCAACUUCCCCUCUUUGUCCCUCUGGUCAUCCUUCCCUGUCUGUGCCGGCAGAGCAGGAUCGCAGUCAUGCAUGUGGACACUGUCUUUCUAGUGUGUCCUCUGAUUCUCGCCCUGUGGAGGGGGGUCCAGGCCGUCUCUCCUGUACCCUCAGUCCCUGGCCGUGUUCAAGCUCUGGCGGGCUCCUGCGUGGUGAUCCCCUGCUCCUUCACUCCUCUCAGGGGGAGGAAGGAGAGGAUGGACGUGCGGCUGAGGUUCAGAGGUGGUAGCAGUAUUUUUCCUCUUCGGAGCACUGCUUUUAACAGCCAGGACAGAGAUCAAGUCAGCAGGGACUUCUUGGGCCGGACUUCCCUCUUUGGCCGGAUCGCAGACGGAGACUGCUCAGUGAAGAUCGACAGGAUCAGGCAGGAUGACCCGCAGGCGUAUGAGAUGGCUCUAAAGAAAGGUGAAGACUUACUCUGGGGGAAGCCAAGGAGCUUCACUCUGGAAGUUAUUGACACUCCUGAGCCACCCGUCAUCAGCGGCAUGUUGUCGGCCACAGAGGGACAGACAGUCACUCUGAACUGUUCCGUCAGCUAUCACUGUCCCUCCAAACCUCCCGCCCUGGAGUGGAGGUGGGAGAGAGGAGCCCUGCUGAACAGCACUGAGCUCGGAGAAGUUCAGACACUCUACCCAGAUCCGCACAGACGGAUGCUACUGGCCUCUCUGUCCUUCACUGUGUCCCACCGGGUGAAACCCAGGCUCAGUUGUGAGGUCAACUACUCAGGAGCCCAACCAUUAGCCACUAUUAGGGAUCUGCAUGUGACUUUUCCACCAAAAGAUGUGAAGGUUCAGGUGCACUCCUUGGAAGUGCAGGAGGGGGGCAGCGUUUUGCUGAUGUGCUCUUGUAAAGCUGAUCCUCCGGCGUCAGAGUACCGCUGGUCCUACACUCAGCACGGCCACACUGUGCACCUACGGCAGCGAACACACACGGUCCGGUUGUUCAACGUGACCCGAGAUAUGAGGGUCCGCUGCUCAGCUCAGAACAUGAUUGGUCGAGGAGAGUCCCGGCCCAUGCCGCUUAAUAUUCAAUAUAAGCCAGCCAUCUUCCACCUCUCCUCCAACUGCACUGUGGAGAACUCUGUGUUGCUGUGCCACUGUUCGGUCAACUCCAACCCCAAACCUGCCGUCACCUGGAGCGUCAAUGGCACUCCUCCGCCGCACGAUUACAACAUGUCGGCAACAUCAGAGCCCAACAUGCUGACGGCCACUCUGAGAGGCCGCAUGGACAAACCUCAGAGGGUGAUCUGCUUCGCUUUCAACGCGCUGGGGAACGACUCUCUGAUUUUGCUGCAGGGGAACGAGGAAACACCUACUUUGCUGUGGUUGGUUCUUCCUGCUGUGGCCGUCUGCAUGCUCAUAUCCCUUCUCUGUCUUCUUGUCUACUACUGCCGAAAGAGAAGCAGAAAACGUGUCCUGAGGAGACGUCCUGCUGUGUACUCUGGAGGACUGGGAAUUUAUCAAGACAGGAUGCCCCUCUACAUUAACUGCACAGAAGUCACUCAUAUUUACUCCAAUGGCAGCUAUCAACUCGUGUACCAGAACUGCACGCCUCUUUUUGUCCGCACUAAACAGAUUCCUGCAAUGGGUAGAAGAGGUGGGGAGAGAAGAAGAGGUGGAGAUGGUGGAGGAGCGGACAGGGGAGCUAGUCCGGUCAGAGCAACAAGAGAGGUGCAAGGUUCUGCUGCCGACGCAGAUACGGCCAUCUACCUGGAAAUCCUCUGAAUUUCGGGUCGCGUUAAACUCCCAUCAUCAGCUCUCACUCAACAUUAGAUUCAUUCUACUGGUGGCUUUCUAUGUGUAUAUAGCUCACAGGUUGUUGGCAGCCAUUAGUGUUUCACAACUGUGCACAUUGUUCCCUUGAAGAGCAAGAGGUGAUCUGUUCUUCUCCUAAUCUGCAUAUUGAACAAUUUCUGUAACUGAGUGUUGGGCUUGGUGAAGAAACAUGGAGCUUAAGCUGUGUUAUGCUAACCCUAACCCACAACGUUACAUCAGUGAUGGCUCUGUUCGGUAAAACAUUGCCAGAAGGUUUUAACAGUGGCAAGGAAGCCACAUAAAGUACUAGGUCUUUAACACCUAAUGAAAACUGAGAUAUGUGUAUAAAACUGCCAUCUGCUGUAAGGGAUAAAAAAAUAUAGGAACAAAUGAAGAAUAAAAGAAAGUAAAUAUUACUGCUAAUAUAUAUCCCUAUACAUACAUCCCUAGAUCCAUCCCUAUUCAUUCAUCCAAAAAUGACCAGUCAUAGUAAUUUCCAAGACAGAUAUGGAUUUUACUUGAAUAGUGGUUCAAAUUACUUAGCUCCACUAGUGCUCAUAAAGUACAUUUAUUUACUGAUGUGUAUUUCCUUUAGCGUACUGUAUAUUGCUGUAUAUAACUUUCUUAUCUUGGUUUAUUGAAAUGUUCUGCUUAGUUUUACUCUUGUAUGUCUGUACAUAUGUAGCUUUGAUUUAUGGUCCUUUUGUGUAUUUCUCUCCUCUCCUCUCCUUUUUUUUUUUAUUUUAUUAUUAUUUUUUUUUUUGCCAGGCUUGCCUUUAGUGCAAAUGCAACACAUUCUGUUUCCCAUAGACAUCAGCAAAGCUAUCUGACACAAGGCACUAAAAGACUAUGAAUAGAAUCAACAGAGCGAUAAACCAUUCUGGCUUCUUUUCUUGAAAAUCUGCUUUGAAAAAUAUUUGUGUACUAACAGGAAAGUGCUUAUGACUGUAUAGUGGAAAUCCCCAAGAUUGGAAAAUAUUAACUAAAUAACACAAUAAAAAAACGAAAUGGAAACUA
Messenger RNA from Mugil cephalus (flathead mullet), 3046 nucleotides. RefSeq names its product B-cell receptor CD22 (gene psg4). The transcript is spliced from 8 exons. The coding region runs from base 305 to 1999 and encodes 564 amino acids. The record is from RefSeq and is a predicted model, not a curated record. Lineage: Eukaryota; Metazoa; Chordata; Actinopteri; Mugiliformes; Mugilidae.